UCAUUAAAUAUAGCUUCAGGCAUUUGUAAUGCUAUAGUAUAUAAUCCAACAAUAUCUAAAAUCAAUUAGGUAUUCCUCCAUCUCUUCUCUUUAAUGCAAAGAAAAGAGGUUAAUAAAAUCAUGAAAGUUCUUAUCUUAAUCCUCACAUUCUCCACAAUUGUUGUUUUGUCUCAUGCAACACCAACAUUGCUCACUCGGUUUGAAUCUCAAAUAAAUCAAUCUUCGGCACUUGACGUUACCCAGUUACAAAAUUUUGAUAAAUGGGAUUGCAAAUACAAGGUUACCGUAAAAACAAGUUGUCGCUCUCCAGUUCAUACAAAUGACAUAAUCACUCUUUCAUUUGGAGACGCUUCACGCAAUGGAUUGAUUUACAUUGAGAAUAUGGGUGGUCCUAAGGAUGAGAGGGUGGGGCAGUGCAUGACAGUUCAAUUGGACUUAGAGGGACCAUGUCGCGACAAAAUCUGCAGAUUGUUGAUAAUUAGGAGUGGACAUCAUAGUUUGUUACCAACGUUUGAUGAUACUUGGAUAGUAGAGUAUGUCUACAUAGAGGACUAUAAGAACCCUCCAAUCAGAUUUGAUUUCGAUGAGAACUAUAUUAUUCCUGAUGAUGGUUUGGGAUAUGGCCCCAACUAUUGUCCUAAAUAUUAGUGUUAAUUACAUUCCUAAAAUAAUAUUAUAUGGACUCUUUCUUUCUUUUUAUUUUUUUUAAAUAAAGAUAAUCUUAUUGUAUUUCAUAAAAAUUAGAAGCAACAUAAUAUAUAAUAUGUAUGGAGCUUAGAGUUGAAUUAUCAAGUUGCAUGUUUGUAUUGGUGUGGUUCGAUCGUGACCGUGUCGGUACUUUAUUUGUGAUA
Cicer arietinum (chickpea) is the source of this 851-nucleotide messenger RNA. RefSeq names its product embryo-specific protein ATS3-like. NCBI's taxonomy places the organism in Eukaryota, Viridiplantae, Streptophyta, Magnoliopsida, Fabales, Fabaceae. Gene Ontology annotation, molecular function: protein binding. The record is from RefSeq and is a predicted model, not a curated record.